UUUAUAUAUUUGUAUAUAUAUAUAUUUUUUUUAAGAUGCAAAAUGGAUAUAAAGUAUUGGAUUGUUUGAGAAAAGGUAUCAGAAUAGCAAGUCAAUGUAUGGAUACUUCAGUUCAAGUACAACUUUAUGUGGAAUUAUUAAAUCAUUACAUUUAUUUCUAUGAAAAAGGCAAUACUAUGUUUACUGUCGAUAUUAUAAAUCAAGUAAUAGCAAAAAUUAAAGAAGAACUUCCCAAUUUAGAAGUUAGUGAAGAAACAGAACAAAUUCAAAAACAUUUAGCUAAUACAUUAGAACAUUUAAGGAAUAGAAUGGAAUCUCCAGAAGCUGAUGGUGUAUCGUAUCAGGGACUUGUUCUCUAAUGUAAUUAUUGUAAGAAACAAUUUUGUACAUAAAACAGUCGCCAAUUAUUUUAUGAAAUGAGUAUAAAUUUUAAAAAAACGCUUAUUAGAUAUAAAUUAUCAUAAUUUAAAAAUCACAUCAAUUUAUAUGCAAAAUUAAAUUGUUAAUAAUGAUGUAUUAUAUAUUAUUUGUUGAUUCGUAAAAUAUAAUUUUUAUAUUUGUUUUGACGGAAAUUGUAUUAAUAUUGUUUAUUUUUUAAUUCAAACGUUAAAAAAAUAUAAAAAUA
Molecule: messenger RNA, 625 nt
Organism: Apis florea (little honeybee)
Lineage: Eukaryota; Metazoa; Arthropoda; Insecta; Hymenoptera; Apidae
Product: Vacuolar protein sorting 35
Biological process (GO): retrograde transport, endosome to Golgi; intracellular protein transport
Cellular component (GO): retromer, cargo-selective complex; retromer complex; late endosome
Source: RefSeq, a predicted model, not a curated record